CGGGGACAAGGACACGGGGGCCCAUUGGCUCGAUGCGCUCGGCGCUCGCACACAGAUGCCAGCCCCCGCCAUUUUCGGCGCCGAGGGGAGAGCGGCGGCAGGCGGAAGAAGAGACGAGCAGCCGCCCGCCCCCCCCCCCCCUGCACGGGGCGCGAGCAGCUUCCAAGCAAAGGACACAAAAAGAGAGAGGAAGAAAAAGGAGAAGAUUCCAUUGACACCGAAUGCAGCGAACUAGGAAACAUGGAUCUGAAAUUCAACUCCUCAAGGAAAUAUAUUUCGAUCAGCGUACCUUCCAAAUCGCAAGCCAUGUCACCUCAUAUCAAAUCAGUAGAUGACAUAAUCGUUCUCGGCAUGAAUCUCAGCAAAUUUAACAAACCCACUCAGUUUUUUAUUUGUGUUUCUGGAGUUUUUAUGUUUUAUCUAAUCUAUGGAUAUUUACAGGAACUGAUAUUUUCAGUGGAGGGUUUUAAGCCCUUUGGUUGGUACCUUACUUUAGUGCAAUUUGGGUUUUAUUCCAUUUUUGGACUAAUAGAACUGCAGCUUAUUCAGGAUAAAAGGAGACGAAUCCCAGGCAAAACCUACAUGAUAAUAGCCUUUCUAACUGUAGGGACUAUGGGUUUAUCAAAUACCUCCUUAGGAUAUCUGAAUUAUCCUACUCAAGUCAUCUUUAAGUGCUGUAAACUGAUUCCUGUUAUGAUAGGAGGAGUCUUUAUACAAGGAAAACGUUAUAAUAUUGCAGAUGUGUCUGCGGCAAUGUGUAUGAGUCUUGGCCUAAUAUGGUUUACUUUAGCUGACAGCACAAUCGCACCAAAUUUCAACUUGACAGGUAAAGAAGCAUUUUACUUUAUGGUUUAAUAAUUCUUAUUUUGCCUAGAAUGAGCAUUGCAUAAAAGUGGGAGCCUUUGGUGGUAGAUUUUGUUAUAUCAUUUUACCAGCAGCACUACAGCUAUAAUAGAAGAGACACUAUCAUUCUAAGCCUUAGUUCUCAAGCACUUAAAACUUCCCCAGAUAUUACCCUUGGAUCUGAAAUAUCUCUGGUGGAUCUCAGUACAGAAGUAAAUAUAUCUUGAGAAGUUUGAUAAAAUUCCAUUUGACCAGUUUUGAAAUAUUUUAAAUAGAAUAAAAAGUGGGUUUUGUUAACUUUCAGACUUAUUUCUUGCAGCUGGUAACUGAAACUUUUUUCUUUACCUCAUCUUUGCUAUAGAUUUAAUCCUCAGUGAGAACUAGUGUUCUUGACAUAAUUUCUUCAUGUAAGUUAGAAAUAGUAGAAGAUAUUUUAACUGAUGUGAUACUUCAUAAAUUCCUAUCUAAAAUUAAAAGGGAAAAAACACUUAUGCAUUCAUUUUUGUAUAAAUUAGCGAAAUCAAAAGGAACUUUUGCUGGACCACCAAAAAGCACAGCAGGUCUAACCUUGGGAUUAAUUUCAAGUUUCUGCCUCUUUCCCCUGAGGUACUAGAACUGUCCAAAAAAUUCAGUUUUUUAAAAUAAAGACAAAUUGCUUAUUUUCAUUAAGUUCUUACUCAAAAAGGGCUUAACCAUUUUUGCACUGACACUCAAACUGGAAAAUUUCACCCUGAAAGUUGAAAGUUUGACCAAGUUAUAAGUGACUGAAAAAGGCUCUUUAAAUGGAAACAGUCAAUUUUAAUUCAGUGCUUCAUCUACAAUAUCUCAAAUAUAUGUAUUUGAAUAAGCAAUCAUUUCAGUUUGCACCUGGUGUAUUACAGGGCUUCAAACUUUGAAAUCAGCAUUACCAAUCUCCAACAGAAAGGUAGGGCCUCUUCAGAUUCCAUCUUAAAGCGGAUGGGACUAUAGACUUUGAUAUCCAUCACCAUUAAAAUCCCUUGAGUCCAGCAAGUCUGUCAGCCUUUCUGUUACGCUCCAUGCUGCUACCUUAGAACUGCACAUGCUUUCUAGAGAGUACAGCUCUGAAAAGCAUACCUCACAGUGGAACUGCACAUAUGUUCUCAGGAUUAUGUAAACACAGUGCUUCAUAUUUUACUAAUUUAACAAUUACAUUAAAACAAUUCUAGUGCAAGAUUGUUUGGUGUUACACAUACUUAAUGCCCACAUCAUGAAAUUUCAAGUUGUUUCAUGCAGUAACCAUGAGUUAUGUGCUAUAUAAUAAGGCAUUGGAGUUAAUGUAAGAGUAACAUGUAUGUACAAUGUAGAAAUUUAGGGCUGUCCAUUUUGAAGCUGUUUUUAUUUCAGGAGAUUCAGAUGAGACAUAGUAUAAUUGUUUGACAAUUCAUUGUGGAACCUUCAUUCAUACCAGCAUUGGUUAAUCCUAAAACAAAAUGAUCCCUUUUUUAGGGAAGAAACCUUACCUUUUCAGAAAGGUUAUCCAUCUAGUGUUGAGCGGUGCUCAAAAAGUAAUGAUUUAUGAUGAUGUCUGAACUCAGAUGGUUAUUUAGUCUUGUCCUAGUUUUGCUAUGUUGGCUUUAUAAUGUGUGUCACUUUAGUGGUAUUACAACUGGAAAAAAUGCUACCUAUCUAAAUUAUAGGCUCUACCUGUAUACAUCUACAUAGUGGAACAAGAGACAAGAUGUGUAGUUGAACAGAGAGACAUGUAUUUUGGGUACAACAUGUGGGUAUGUUCUUUUUUGCACCCACCAAAUAAGUAUAUCCCAGGAAAAACACAUGUAGGCACAUGUUCUUACUGAGGUUUUAAUAGUUAAAAGCUAUUUUUAAGUGGCAUUCUUUAAAAUCAGAUUUUAAAAGGUCAGAUUUUUAUUUCUGAAUUUGUGUGAAAAUAUCUCUCUACAAACUGAAGGACUGAAGACCAUGUUGGUCCUAACACCUUCAGUAAUUUGAUGUAAAUAUGUCUUCCGUAUGUAGUCUUUGAGUAUUGUCAAUAUAAGACAACAAACAGCACUACUUUUUUCCUUUUUAAGGCAUUUAGGACCCAUUUCAACCAAAGAUCUAUCUUGACACACAAUACAAAAGGAUAAAGAAAGACAGAGUUGAAGGGCUAGGGCACAGGACUGGAGCUCAAAAGAGAGUCUUCUUUCAGAAGACUGGGUCUGAGUUUUUUCCUGCUUUGCUGUUUACCUGCUGUGUAAGUUGAGCAAGUUACCUCUCUGCACCUUCCUCCCACCCUGUAUCUGUCCAGGUCAUAAAAUCUAGUGUGAACUGGGGUUUCCGUAGUUUAGAAGCUGGAUAUUUUAUUUUAUUAGCUGAAUGAUGGAGGUAGGAGGCAGCUUAGUAUAGUUCCUAAAAAGUGGGCUUACUUUUGACAUUACAUCAGUAUAAAUCAAGAGUAACUCCACGGAAGCCAGUGGAAUUAACCUAAGAAUUUUCUCACUGUGUAAUUUGAUGUACCUUGUCCUUGAAUAAUUUUUUUUUUUCCUCU
This is a messenger RNA of Chrysemys picta bellii (western painted turtle), 3349 nucleotides long. The record is from RefSeq and is a predicted model, not a curated record. Lineage: Eukaryota; Metazoa; Chordata; Testudines; Emydidae.